Molecule: messenger RNA, 1267 nt
Organism: Vicia villosa (hairy vetch)
Lineage: Eukaryota; Viridiplantae; Streptophyta; Magnoliopsida; Fabales; Fabaceae
Exons: 11
Coding region: 66-998 (310 amino acids)
Molecular function (GO): nucleic acid binding; RNA-DNA hybrid ribonuclease activity
Source: RefSeq, a predicted model, not a curated record
GUAAAUUGAAUAAUUUAUUUUUCUCGUCUUCCAAGGUUUGAAAAACACGACAUCAACAUUCUACAAUGGCGGAUGAAAAAGACGCUUUCUAUGUUGUUAAAAAAGGGAAUCUUGUUGGCAUUUACAAGUCUUUAACUGAUAUCCAACCUUUACUUUCAUCUUCUGUUUGUGGUGAGAGUGUGAGUGUUUAUAAAGGGUUUUGUUUGCCUGAAGAAACUGAGGAGUAUCUUGUCUCACAUGGGCUUAAAGGAGCUACUUACUCUAUCAGUGCUGCCAAUGUUAAUGCAGCUAGUUUUGGAAAACUUGUUCCUUGUCCUUAUCAGGAUCCAUACUCUUCUGGAGGAGGAGUUAUGGUGAAUUCCACAUCAAAGAGCUUGCAAGGUGCAUUACAAGUUGAUGAUAGUAAUCCUAAUUCUAACGGAGGAAGAACAAUUAUGACGAAUUCCUCGUCACAUAAUUGUGCCAUGCAACUUGAUACUAAUAAGGGAGGUGGAUCAUUUUCAUUUUCAACAAACGUGCAAAGGAAGCAUAGUACAAGUGGAUUACAACUACAAGCAGAGUUGUCUACUAAUACUUGCAUUUCUUGUACACUUCACUUUGAUGGCGCAUCUAAAGGGAACCCUGGGCUUGCCGGUGCGGGAGCAAUUUUGAGGGCAGAUGAUGGAAGCAAGGUCUAUCGAUUGCGUGAAGGAGUUGGUACGGCUACUAAUAAUGUUGCCGAAUACAGAGCCUUGAUUUUAGGAUUAAAACAAGCUCUCGAGAAAGGAUUUAAGCAUGUAUGUGUUAAAGGAGACUCCCUACUUGUUUGUAAUCAGAUUCAAGGUUUAUGGAAAAUAAAAAACCAGAAUAUGAGUUAUUUAUGCAACGAGGCCAAAGAGCUGAAGAAUAAGUUUCUGUCAUUCAGGAUAAAUCAUAUUCCAAGGGAAUAUAACCGAGAUGCUGAUACUCAAGCAAACCGUGCCGUUAAUCUUAAAGAUGGUGAAGUUGAAGAAGACUGAGAUAAAAUAAUGAUGAAUUAGUAGCAUGCAUGUCUUAUUCCUUUGUCUUCUGUUAAUGAAAAUUGAAGUGCAUUAGCUAUAAGGGUAGGUGUAAGCUAAAUUUCUUGUAUAGUGUAUGCAUAGCUAUUUAAACAAAUAGGAAUUCUAGAUGUGAUCCUAAAUUUUCAAAAGUUUUUAAAUGAAUUGGUUUUGCCUUAGCGACGCAAUUUGUUAUCUAUUUGCCUUUCUAUUUUGUAUAAACUUUAAUUUUUAUUUGGAUUUCUUAUUAU